CGGAGUGGAUUGCAGCAGUCCUCGACAGCGGAAAGAGCCUCAAAUAAGGAUUUUUGUUUUUUUAAAUCGAGCUGUAUCGACUCAUAACUCCCGCUUUUGUUGCAUUUUCGCAUACUUGGUUUUGGAAUUGGCCAAACGGAACUUUUCUCUGCUGUGGAGUUUUGGAGAGCCGUUUUCAGAUAUGGACAGUCGGCGAGCCGCUGCAGGGAGCGACUGGCCGGUGGACACUCUGUAGCACUGGGAUAAAACUGUAAACUCGCCGUCUGGGACUUUUUACUGGAUGUUUCAUGAAGCGCUUCGCAAUUUUGAUCAGUUCUGGGACGCCGUGGAUUUACCAGGUUCAGAAACGGAUAAACACUCGUGAUUCCCUGUCGACGACGAGAAGGAUUUACGCUUCUAAAGUUGCAGGAAAAACAUGGAGACUGUAAGUCGGCAGAGCUUCCAGCCUCAUCCGGGACUGCAACAAACUCUCAAGCAGUUUCACCUCAGCUCUAUGAGCUCUCUUGGCGGACCGGCGGCUUUCUCUGCCCGGUGGCAACAUGAGCUCCUCUUCAAGAAGGACGGUAAGGAGCCCGAGCCGGUUCUGCAGCAUCUGCCGCCGCCGGUGAUGCCUGGCCCGCUCUUCAUCCCGUCGGACCGCUCCACGGAGAGGUGCGAGACGGUGCUGGAAGCCGAGACCAUCUCGUGCUUCGUGGUCGGCGGGGAGAAGCGACUGUGCCUGCCGCAGAUCCUCAACACGGUGCUGCGGGACUUCACUUUACAGCAGAUCAACUCGGUGUGUGACGACCUGCACAUUUACUGCUCCCGGUGCACGGCGGACCAGCUGGAGAUCCUCAAAGUCAUGGGGAUCCUGCCCUUCUCUGCGCCGUCCUGCGGCCUCAUCACCAAGACGGACGCCGAGCGGCUCUGCAACGCCCUGAUCUAUGGAGGCGCAUACCCGCCGCGCUGCAAGAAGGAGCACGGCGGAGGCUCGCUGGAGCUGGAGCUCACCGAGAGGAGCUUCAAAGUCUACCACGAGUGUUUCGGCAAGUGCAAGGGCUUGUUCGUGCCGGAGCUGUACACCAGCCCCAACGCAGCGUGCAUCCAGUGUAUGGACUGCAGACUCAUGUACCCGACCCACAAGUUCGUGGUGCACAGUCACAAGGCACAGGAGAACAGGACUUGCCACUGGGGCUUCGACUCGGCCAACUGGAGGGCGUACAUCCUCUUGGGCCAGGAUUACUCAGUGAAAGAGGAGAAGGCCCGUCUGGAGCAGCUCCUGGACGAGAUCAAGGAGAAAUUUGACUUCGCCAACAAGUAUAAGAGGAAAGCAUCGUCCAGGGUGUCCGAUCCCAUCCCGAUGAAAAAGCCCAAACAUGAAGACGUCCCACCACAGUCCCUGCUGGCUGACAAAGAGAAGCAGCAUGACUGGCUCCAGUCCCUGGCCUCUUCCAAUAAGGGGCUUAAUUGCAUCCAGCCUCGGCAGAGGCCCUCAGCUUUCAGACCGUGGUCCCCCCACAUCUCUGCUGGUGAUAAAGAGCCGUCCAGUCACCCCCUGGCCCUGCUGAGAGACAGCUUCUAUAACUACAAGAGCCUGGAGAAAGCUGUGGCUCCCAAUGUGGCCCUCGCACCACUGCCCCUGGGGAAGGUGGGUCCCAUGUCCCCGUCGGUGCCCAGCACCUCCCAUCCCAGUGGGGGUGAGCCCCCAGGUGAGGGUGCCAACGCCAACUCCAGGCCUCGCAAGAGAAGAGCCACAGAGGAACUCCUGGCCCCGGGGCCAGAGGCCCCCUGCCCUCCGUCCUCAGCUAGCAGCAAGCCGCCGCCACCACCACCGCCACCCCCGCCUCAGGAGGACAAGGACUCAGAGGUGGAGAUCGAAGUGGAGAGCCGUGACGAUUUCACUUCGUCCCUGUCCUCCCUGUCGUCACCGUCUUUCACCUCGUCCAGUAGCUCAGCCAAGGACUUGAGCUCGCCAGGUGCCCAAGGCCCCAUCUGCACCAUCACGUCAGCCGAGUGCCCCGCCCCCCCGGCUGCACCCGUCGCAGCCCCGGUGACCCCUUCGGAGCUGGGACUGGAGUCGGAGCUGGAGAGCCUGAGGCAGGCGCUGGAUAGCGGACUGGACUCCAAAGAGUCAAAGGAGAAGUUUCUGCAUGAGAUUGUGAAGAUGAGGGUGAAGCAGGAGGAGAAGUUGGGAUCAGCCUUGCAGGCCAAACGCAGCCUCCAGCAGGAGUUGGAGUUCUUGCGAGUGGCCAAAAAGGAGAAGCUGCGGGAGGCGACCGAGGCAAAGAGAAACCUUCGGAAGGAAAUUGAGCGUCUGCGAGCCGAAAGCGAGAAGAAGAUGAAGGAAGCCAAUGAGUCGAGGAUCCGUCUGAAGCGGGAGCUGGAGCAGGCCCGGCAGCUCCGAGUCUGUGAUAAAGGCUGCGAGGCCGGUCGUCUGCGUGCAAAAUACUCAGCACAGAUCGAGGACCUCCAGAUGAAGCUGCAGCACGCCGAGGCCGACCGCGAGCAGCUCCGAGCCGACCUGCUGCAGGAGCGGGAGGCCAGGGAGCACCUGGAGAGAGUGGUGAAGGAGCUUCAGCAUCAACUCUGGCCCAAAAGCAGCGACAAGGAGGGGACGCCCAAGGAGACGCCAGCUGACAACUAACCCAGCAGCCAACCUCACCGCCCGACCAUUCCCCCCCUCACCGCCAUCACCCCCGACACCUUCUGCCCACAUCAGACCAGAAACAACAUCACACCACUGUCCGUCAUGCUACCACCACAACACAGAAAUGAAGACUCUCCCAGCCGACCAGAAACAGAGAGAUGAAACGAGGAUCUGCGUCCUUGAAAAGUCCAGUGAGUGGUUUCCUUGGAGAAUGACUGGAAAUGGCAAAGUACAAUGCUGUAACAAGGAAACAGGUGUUUCUAAAUCAAGCACUGACUCGCACCUUCCAAACUCACCAACACAACCCGGAUCACACAAAUGAAAGAAAUGCAGAUGUAAAGCACAAGCUGCGGUUGUAUCUGUAUUUUUCGGACAAGAAAUGGAGACUGUUGGACAGACGUGUGUGAUAAUGAAUGCUGAGAGAUGAUCAUAUUAUAUAAGAGCGAUACAGCUGUUGGCAGGUGUUGUAGCCGCGCGGCUCACGCUACACCCACAGAUCCCCGAAAAAGUCUCGAGCACCAUCCCGGGCCAUGAUGAUCGAGGUUUUUGAAGACAUUUGAAGCUAUUGAAGAGACUACAUAGCAAAAUGUAAAGAAAAAAAAGACACUUUCCUUGUUUCUCUGUUCUAUUGAAGUUUGAAAAUAUAAAAAGAUACAAAUAAAUCAGAAAAUGAACAAAACAAGCAAAUGAACUUUCCACAGUGCCACCGUGGUUUUGUCGGUUUUCAGGAAGCCAUCGCAGUCCGCUGAGGGGAAGAGGAAUGAGUUCAACGUUCAAAGCGACCCGUCUUUUCCUCCCAUUGUUGUUUUUAUACAAUAAUUUCUUUCUAAUUUCUCCGAGCAGUGGGUGGGCUUGCAUUCGGGUCUUUUUAGAUCGAACCCUGAAUUGGGAAUUGGAAAUAAAAACAUGCUGUGUUAAAGGCACCUUUUUUAGUGAGCACUUGUUUUGGAUGAUCAAUAACAAAAUCCAACAGUCUCAGUGUUGCUCCCACUAAGUCACACACUGGUUGCCAUAUGUUAUUUUAAGCAUCUGGGUCAAAACCCUGACGUCUGUAUCUUUUAAAGAUAAACUUGUCCACAUGUGAGUGUGGCUUUGUAACACUUGAGAUGAGAGCCGGCAUGUUUUUACUCCAGUUGAUAUCAGAACCAUCAUCUUUGACAUCAUCAUCGUGGGCUGUAUGGGGCACCCUUAGCAAGAACCACAAAAUGUUCAUUUUAAUUAAAUUAAGGUAUGUAAAUAUAAAUAUAUGUUGUUUUUUGUUGUUUUGUUUUUUUACUUUACAAUAAUGAAUCGCACUUUGUCAUAACAAAAUACUGUUAUAAUGCAUUGUAUUCCCACUAUUGUCUUCAAUCUUACUUUGAAUACAUCAUCGUAUACAUGACUGCUACCAUAUAAAUCCAGUAAGCAUUUUGUUGAUUAUAUGCAUCUCGAAUAAAUACUGUUGUUCUGUUUUCUUAAGGAAACGUUUUGUAAAUAAACAGAAAGAAAAGAGGCUCUACCUGUUGCUUGCUGAUGCAGUCUGGGAUUGUUGGAACGUUUUUUGGCAAAGCACUCUCCCGUUUUUGUAAUAUAAUUGACACACGUCGCUCGAGCACCCGGUUACAACAAAUUUGACAAGAUGUAUGAACAGCAUGCGUCAGUAAGGUGAACUGUGAUUGGAGCCUGGACAAAUAGUCACACGUUGGAAGCAUAAAGUCUGAUUUAUACAAAGGGCAGACGCCGUCACACAGUGGGUACAAUGCAAUCAGAAUGUACAUUGUGUUAAUGCUAUUUUUUCCUUUGGUUGUUGAUGUUGUUUUAAAAGUGGAGAUAUUUUAUUGCUUGUCUAUUAUGUUCACGUUUUUCAAAUGAAAACUCAUAUUUUCUUUAUGCAUGAAAUUUGAGUUUGCCAUACAUAUAGUCAGUUAUUGGGCAUUGAUACUGUACAUGUAAAAGUUUUAUUGUGUUAUGCAAUAUAAAGCAAUUUGUCUUAUUUAGCAGAGGAAAAGGUGAUUAAAAAACAACACACAGUAUAUUGUUCUUAAGAAAAAAAAACUUCACACUUGCAAAAAAAAACAAAAGACAACAAAAAAACAACAAAAGAACAAAAAAAAAUGCAAUGCAAUGCUGGACAACCUCAAGUGCCUGAACGUGGGCGAAAGGUUUCCAGAGUAGGAAAACUGAUGAUGAAGCUGUUGGGGCUGGGCCUCUCAUCAACUUCCUGUUUGCAGGUUUCAAAUUAAAAGCCCCUCCCCUUGCUCAGCAGCUCUUUUUAUCAGUAUUCUUAAAACCAACCAGUUUACAGAGUUUUGUUUUUUUCAGUCUAGAGAACAACUGAACAAAUGCUAGAUGCUUUUUUUUUUUUUUCUGAAUGAGUGCUUUUUUUCUUCAUUCGAAAUCAAUGAUAUGCAUGUUCAAAUGAUUUUUAUAGAAGAUCUUGAAAAGCCACUUGCUUCGGUGAAUUGUUUCUUUGGGUUGUAUAUAAAGACUGUUUAUUCCCAGUUUGUUGAGGAUAUUAAGGAGGGCAUUAUGUUAAAAGCCCUUUUCUUAUCUAACAUUGUUGAUGUUGCUCAGAGAAUGACACUGCGUCUGCAACUUUGGCAGACCUUAAAUUGGUACAUUUUGUAGUUGUUUUUACACUCAAAAGAGUUGAUAGCCUAUGUGUAGUUUACUUUACUCAUGGUUUUCUACAAAAGAAGGGAGACAAUAACGACAUUGGCUCUUUACUCUCCCACGCAAAAAGAAAAAAGCAGUUUAACAGCGUCUGGUUUUCUAAAGGAGAUUCAUUUUGGUAAAUCAUGGACAGUAAAGCAGCAAUAACAGUCCAUAUUAAUCGACAAAUACUAGCCAGUGUGAAGAUUUGAAUAAGAAUUUACAAAUGUAAAUAUUUUUUUCAUUUACAAUAUUGUAUAAUAUAUGUACAUGGUGUUUCCUUUUUCAAAAAGAAAUCUUUUCUUACAAUAGCUGUCUUGUUUUUGUUUUUUUUUGAAUUUGUGUUUUAACUGAGAUGUUUGAAAAACAGCAGUUCGUAAGAGAAUAUUCCCUACAUAAACAUUUUAAUCCAUUUCUUUUAUUUUUUUUUACUGUAGAGUCUUUAUAUUGAAUGACUUUUUUCACCAGUUCAUAUAUAUUUUUAACAGUAUGUUCAGUAUCAGAUAGCAGACCUGCCGCAUGGGUCACACACACACACACACACACACACACACACACACACACACACACACACACACACACACACACACACACACACACACAACUACGCCACCUUGCAGAUUGUUUCCCCUCAUCCUCAUGUAUCUUUUUAGCCCUGUGCUGCUGCUAAUACUAUAUAAACCUUACAAUUCUAGACAUAUUUUUAUGUAAGAGGUAAAUGUAAGCUUUCCCAUUCAUUAAUGCCACAUAUACAGUAUGAAAAAAGCUUGGCUUAUUCAUCUAUCUUGCUUGUUUCCCUCAUCUUUUCACGCCUUUUUCUUCAUCCCUCCUCCAACAAGACCCUCCCUCUUCUCUAACGACACGGACUAUAUUGUAAAGUAAAGGACUUUAUGAGAUUAUGUUUGAAAAUAGCUAUGCUUAUAUACUACAGUGACUGAAUGUACAGUGUAUAGAUGCAUUACCAGAAAUAAAGUUGUUUGUCCAGAUUGAA
Molecule: messenger RNA, 6248 nt
Organism: Centropristis striata (black sea bass)
Lineage: Eukaryota; Metazoa; Chordata; Actinopteri; Perciformes; Serranidae
Gene: skia
Product: v-ski avian sarcoma viral oncogene homolog a
Exons: 7
Coding region: 416-2623 (735 amino acids)
Biological process (GO): negative regulation of BMP signaling pathway
Cellular component (GO): nucleus
Molecular function (GO): RNA polymerase II cis-regulatory region sequence-specific DNA binding; SMAD binding; DNA-binding transcription factor activity, RNA polymerase II-specific
Source: RefSeq, a predicted model, not a curated record